UCAUAAAAAAAGAAGUAGUUGGCUUGAAACAUCAAUCUUUUCAUUUAAUGCAAUUCAUUACUCCGCCGUCUACCCCACCUUUCUCCUUUUUUCAUUCCUGGACCAUUUCAGAACGUCAAAAGAUUGAGGAAAGGAGGAGAUCAAAUCUCAUACGUGAGGUGCAGCUUAAAACUCGACAUGAAAAAUUGAAGAAAAACAGACAGUAUGCUGAAGCUACUUUGGAGAGAUUUAAGCGGAAUGAGGCAUUGACCAAAAAGGAGCUGGCUCAUUCCGAAAUAUUGAUCAUAAAUAAAGGAAGUAGUCCAGGCUUGAAACACAAAUCUUUUCAUUUAAUGCAAUUCAUUACUCCACCGUCUCCCCCACCUUUCUUCUUUCUUCAUUCCUGGACCAUUUCAGAACGUCAAAGGAUUGAGGAAAGGGUGAGAUCAAAUCUCAUACGUGAGGUGCAGCUCAAAACUCGACAUGAAAAAUUGAAGAAAAAUAGACAGAAUGCUGAAGCUACUUUGGAGAGAUUUAAGCGGAAUGAGGCAUUGGCCAAAAAGGAGCUGGCCUCAUUCCGAAAUAUUGAUCAUAAAUAAAGGAAGUAGUCCAGGCUUGAAACAUCAAUCUUUUCAUUUAAUGCAAUUCAUUACUCCGCCGUCUUCCCCACCUUCCUUCAUUCCUGGACCAUUUCAGAACGUCAAAGGAUUGAGGAAAGGAGGAGAUCAAAUCUCAUACGUGAGGUGCAGCUCAAAACUCGACAUGAAAAAUUGAAGGAAAACAGACAGUAGUAAGUGUUACCAAGUUAUUUCAUGUUUGUGUUUUUAUGUAUAUAUUUUUUUUCUUUUCAGUGCUGAAGCUACUUUGGAGAGAUUUAAGCGGAAUGAGGCAUUGGUCAAACAGGAGCUGGCCUCAUUCCGCUCCAAAAUGUGCAAAGAUGAGGCUGAGGCUAAAAGGAUGUUUGGCGAUGCUGUUAAGUUGUUUGAUUUGUUUGAUUUGUUUUUUUCAAUUUUUUCUAUUUAUGUUUGUUUUUUGUGUAUUUUGUUGGUUGUUCCUGUUAUCACUGUUUAUUUGUAAUCCAUAAAACAAUGAUACGUAGAAUGCAGCUUAAACUUAAAUAUAAGAAAAUGAAGAGAACAGUAAGUUCUAGUAAACAACAUGCUCAAGCAAGUUUGGAGAAAUUUUUGCGGAAUGAGGCAUUGGCCAAAAAGGAACUUGCCUCAUUCCACUCACAAAUGUUUAAUAAGGAUGAAGCGGAAGCAGUACGGAUAUUAAGCACCAUACACAUUUUUUUAUUCUAUUAAUAUUUUUCUUUUUCUUGUGUUUGUGGUUAUCCUGAUGUUUUUUUUUUGUUAUUGGUUUUUUACGUAAUCUGAUUCAACUGGCAUUGCCAACAUUGUAAAUAUAGACAUUGGUGAAGAUUA
Molecule: messenger RNA, 1403 nt
Organism: Daphnia pulex (common water flea)
Lineage: Eukaryota; Metazoa; Arthropoda; Branchiopoda; Diplostraca; Daphniidae
Exons: 4
Coding region: 48-578 (176 amino acids)
Source: RefSeq, a predicted model, not a curated record